AUGAAAGCAUUAAAAAUAAUCAACAGGGUCGCAACAGAUAUUUGCACUAGCAUCUCUAGUUAUUUUGACCAUACCACACUAGUGGAACGUCCAACAUUGUUACCUCACAUGAGCGGUAUACCAGUGUUUUUGAUGAUUUGGCCAUUCUUUAUCGCUGGUGGAGGAAUUGGUGUACCGCAGCGUUUGUACAACUGGGUUCUCGGUCGAUUGGAUAUUAUCAACAAACAGUUAGGCGUUUUAUCCGCGCAGACAAUGAUGGAGCGGACCAAGAUACGCCGACAGAGGUGGAUUCGUGCAGAUAUGAAAGCAUCACGCACAACAUGCAAUGAUACCUUAUUUCCCCUGAUCCUUGAAACUGGCUGCGAGAUGCAGAUGGAGAUGGAGCCAUUGGACUGA
This is a messenger RNA of Botrytis byssoidea, 396 nucleotides long. RefSeq lists its product as uncharacterized. The record is from RefSeq and is a predicted model, not a curated record. NCBI's taxonomy places the organism in Eukaryota, Fungi, Ascomycota, Leotiomycetes, Helotiales, Sclerotiniaceae. The coding region runs from base 1 to 396 and encodes 131 amino acids. The transcript has a single exon.